AUGAAUGUUUUGAUUAUUGUUGCGAUUUAUGCGUGGAUUGAGAAUUUUAUUGGGAAAUUUAUCACUGUUCCGUAUACUAUUGGUUAUUGGAAAAUUAAUGGUUUGUUGGUUUGUAGAGGGAUUUUUGGAAAAAAAUUGAAAUUGAUGGGUAAAUUUGGUCUUUUGGUUUUUUGAAGAUUGAGAAAAUUGAUAUUUUCAUUGAGAAAAUACUGGUAAAAUUAUUGGUUUUGGUGUGAUUUUUGAUUUUCAGAGAUCUACAACAAAUAUGAUUCGAUCUCUGAACUUCCAGGUGAUUUCCUUAUACUCUCAACUUUCAGAUUCUUCAUUCUCCACAAUCAACAAUGACAUCAGACUUGAUCUUUGGUGGACUGAUAAAUCAUCGGAUAUUCCAAAAAUCUCCGAUUAUCAAUCAAUUCUCCCUCUCAUUAUUGGCGGAGUUUUUCAAUGGCACUAUAUUUAUAUAAUUAUUUCUUCAUUGUGUGCAAUUAUUGCGGAAAGAACUUUUGCGAGUAUAUUUUUGAAUAAUUAUGAGAAUCAACCAAGGUUAUGGAUUUUGAUUCUGAUUUUUAGUGGGCAACAUUUGUGUGGAUUUGGUUGUGUGUAUUUGCUGACUUUUAAUUUGUUGAGAUUUGAUAUUGUGAUAUUUUUGUGCAUUUUUUGCUCUUUUGCAGCGCUUGGGGUGAGUUUUUAAAAUUUUUCAGCUGUUUGAAAGUAGUGAGUUUUCAGGAGAGCUCUGACAUCUGAAAAAGCAAAAUCUGAAAACUCAAUUAAUUAAUUGGGAUUUUCAGAUGUUUCAUCUGUGAGUAAAUAAGCGAUUGUUUUCCAAGAAAUCAUGUUUAUAAAAUACAGGGUGGGGAAUAAUUAUUGAUACACGUUCAAAAAGUCCCCGUGUUCAACGAAGGAGGUAGAUGAUGAUUUUAUCCGUCUCAACUAUUUUCUAGAACCUAUAUCAAUAAUUUUGUGAAGUAAAAAGUUUACUAGUUGUCUUCGUUUAGAAUACUCAUGCGCCGGGACUCAGCGCGUUUUUCUGUCACGGUAUGCACCUUUUUUUUACAUCUUGAAAUUUUCUUCAGUUCAAAUUAUGUUUUUUUAUUCAUUAUAAUAUGGUAAUAUUUGUUUUGGAAAUGAUUCAAGAUGUCUUUGAGUAGAAAAUUUCAGCUCGAUAUGAUUUUUAAAGUUUUGGGAGACACAUCUAGAAUGGGGGCAAUGUUUUCAAUCAAGAAAUUCAGUUUUUCGCACUUUUUUGAGCACAAGCUUGUGUGAAACUUUCUGAAUCGUGAUAUAUGAGUUGGAACUAAUGUAUAUAGUCCUAAAAAUCACAACUAUAACCUAUAACUUCAUUAUGGAUCAGAAAUUAAAACUUCGGAAGCUGAAAACCUAUUUUUCAAUUUUCAAAAAUGAAACUUCUGAAAAGUGCAUGUUAGAAAGGUGUCCCACUCUAACACCAGAAUAGACUGAGAAGAUAUACGUACUAUGGAUUUAGUAGAGGAACAUGUGGGCUUUCAAACCCACACAAUACAUAAAUAAAAUUUGAGACAUGACUGAAACUACUGGAGCUCAAAGUCAAAAAUAGGUGCGUAAUCAGACUGACAAAACGCUUUGAGUCCUGGCGCAUGGCUAUACCAAAUGAAGACAACUAGUAAACUUUUUACUUCACAAAAUUAUUGAUAUAGGUUCUAGAAAAUAGUUGAGACGGAUAAAAUCAUCAUCUACCUCCUUCGUUGAACACGGGGACUUUUUGAACAUGUAUCAAUAAUUAUUCCCCACCCUGUAGUCUAGUUUGUAAAUUUUCAGCUGUAGGAAGUUAGUCAGAAAUUUUUUGAAAAUAAAAGUAAUGUUGAUGUUUCACAAUCAGAAACAGGAAAAUUUUUGUGAAAAAAAAACAAUUUUUUCUCACACUUGAAAGUCAUAAGAAUUUUUCAAAUUCCAGAUCUUCGCAUUCAACUGGAGCUACAAUCUCAAAAAAACCAAACGAAAAUUCACAAAACAACAAAAAAGUGCCUACACCUUGGCCUGGAGAUUUCAAGCGGAAGAAAAUCUACACGCCAUUAAGGUUUGUAUUUUUUAUUUAAAAAAUGUUUUCCAAAAUUAACACAGAGAAUUCUAGCUCAUAAGACGGGUUAUUAUAGUUGGAACAUUUUUGAUAGUUUCCGGCUCAUCAAUUUUGAUCACUCUGGUAUUUUUGGACACUCAAAAUAGUGCGUUGACAAGACUGCUCAUAUUUAUUAUAGAAACAUUGCUAUUUUUGUGAGUCAUUUUUGAAUUUUGAAAGCCAAAAAAAUUUUUUUUCAGAAAUCCUCUGGUGCUUUAUCCUGUUUUUUUAUUUUCUGUUGACUCGUGGGCAAAAAAUUUCAAAGUUUCAAAGUUUUUCAAGAAAAAUCACACAAAUAAGAAGAAAAAUAAUAAAAUCGGAAACGCUACGGAUGUUUAUUUUGGACAGUUAUUGAAUUCAUGGAUGUGACCUUCAUUUUUUUCAAUCAUCAAUAAAAUAAUUCUUAUUCUUUUUUUUUUAAUUUGAGUUUUUGUUUCAUUUUUUAACAUGUGUUCUUGUUCUUUGUGGCUUGUUUCCUUAGAUUCAGAAACUUGAGAAAUCUGUUUGGUCCCUGAAAAAUUUCCAGAUGUUGGAAUGUGCCCAAAACUGAUUGA
Messenger RNA from Caenorhabditis angaria, 2646 nucleotides. NCBI's taxonomy places the organism in Eukaryota, Metazoa, Nematoda, Chromadorea, Rhabditida, Rhabditidae. The record is from the annotation of a GenBank genome assembly.